Rhincodon typus (whale shark) is the source of this 840-nucleotide messenger RNA. Its product is annotated as histone-lysine N-methyltransferase NSD2-like. Gene Ontology annotation, molecular function: histone H3K36 methyltransferase activity; protein binding. Gene Ontology annotation, cellular component: nucleus; chromatin. The coding region runs from base 1 to 840 and encodes 279 amino acids. Gene Ontology annotation, biological process: regulation of DNA-templated transcription. NCBI's taxonomy places the organism in Eukaryota, Metazoa, Chordata, Chondrichthyes, Orectolobiformes, Rhincodontidae. The transcript has 7 exons. The record is from RefSeq and is a predicted model, not a curated record.
AUGACAGUUUCAGCAGCAAAUGAGGCAGCGGUAGAGUUGGUUACAGAGGUGAAAAUAAGCAAUCUUGAUGAUCUGGUGGGAACACUACAAGAAGCUGCAGAAAGAUUUGAGGAGUUGAAAACCCAAAGGGAAACAAGACAGGCACAAGAGGACAAACGAAAUGAAAAGAAACCACCGCCGUACAAACACAUCAAGGUAAACAAAGCUGUGGGUAAGGCUCAGAUUUUCACUGUUGAUCCAUCUGAGAUUCCACGCUGCAAUUGUAAGCCAACUGAUGAGAAUCCUUGUGGGAUAGACUCCGAAUGUCUGAACAGGAUGUUAAUGUAUGAGUGCCAUCCAGCUGUCUGUCCUGCAGGAGAAAAAUGCCAGAACCAGUGCUUCACUAAGCGUCAAUACCCUGAAGUAGAAAUUUUGAAAACUGCAGGAAGAGGCUGGGGUUUACUUGCUAAAUAUAACAUUAAGAAGGGACAGUUUGUGAAUGAGUACGUGGGUGAGGUGAUAGAUGAGGAAGAAUGUUAUGCUCGAAUAAAAUAUGCACAAGAACAUGACAUCACCAACUUCUACAUGCUUACUCUUGACAAGGACCGGAUUAUUGAUGCAGGCCCAAAAGGAAAUUAUUCACGCUUCAUGAAUCACAGUUGUAAGCCAAACUGUGAGACACAGAAAUGGACAGUGAAUGGAGAUACUCGAGUUGGACUAUUUGCUUUAUGUGAUAUUGCUGUUGGGUCCGAACUAACAUUUAACUACCACCUUGAAUGCUUGGGCACUGGAAAAACAAUUUGUAAAUGUGGGGCUCCAAACUGCAGUGGCUAUCUAGGUGUACCACCCAAGAAUCUGUAG